AUGGGUGAGGCGGUCGCUCGCAGUUGGAUACAGAGUAUUGGAUCAGACUCUACCGGAGAUUUUUCUCGGGUGCGCGGUUGGCUUGUCGGCCGACUGAACUCGUUUGGAUCUUCAGGGAUAUCUACGUCGGCAUCAAGCAAAUGGCAAGCGGGCUGCCCUGAGAUAAUACCCGGUUUGAGGUCGAAGGCUUUCUGGUCGGCGGAAGACUUCGACUUUCCAUGGGUGACCGACUUCGAGAAAGGAUUCCACGACGUCAGGGAAGAGCUGCUCGCUCUACGGGGACGACGAGGAUUCCAGCCAUACAGGGCGCCCAAUGGCGGAUCGUGCAGUGGAGACUUGGCGGCGAAGGAUGGUGUGGGGAGCCAUUGCCAUGAAGGGGGAGAUUGGAAUGUAUUUUACCUUUUUUUGCACAGCGUCGUCGACUUUUCACAGAAUCGAUCCAUGUGCCCGAAAACGGUGAAGCUGGUUGAAGCCCUGCCACGCCACCACAAACACGCCUUUUUCUCGGCACUGGCACCCGGCACCCAUGUCGUCAAGCACAACGGUGAGACCCAAAGCUGGAGCAAGUAG
Messenger RNA from Ectocarpus siliculosus, 570 nucleotides. The record is from the annotation of a GenBank genome assembly. Lineage: Eukaryota; Phaeophyceae; Ectocarpales; Ectocarpaceae.